This is a messenger RNA of Cylicocyclus nassatus, 513 nucleotides long. The record is from the annotation of a GenBank genome assembly. NCBI's taxonomy places the organism in Eukaryota, Metazoa, Nematoda, Chromadorea, Rhabditida, Strongylidae.
AUGUGCUUUAUAACCGUUCAAGGUACACUAAUGGCAUAUCUUAUAGCAAUGCAGAUCCAACUAGUGUUCGAGUGUACCUUCACGCCAUACCAGGAAGAGUUUGCUGCAAGCGUCAAGUAUGAGAUGCUGAAGGAAAAUGAGCGGGAAUGCCUGCAAGCGUGCUACGAAGAACCUGACUGCACUUUUGCACAAUUCGCUCAGCUCAUCACGGGCGUGUGCACUAUCUACAAGAACAGCUCUGAAACCCAAAAUGGUACUGGAUUGGUGUACAGCCUUGAUCGGGAACUUGUAACAUCGCAUUGUCUGCAACCUUUACCGGUUGCACCUGAGUUGGAAUUUCAAACCAUCUUUGAACAAGUUGUCAAACAGAAUGAAACUGAGCGAACUAGGCUGCUUGCCCAAAACACUUCUGCUCCAUUGACUGCCAUCUACGAAUUCAAUUACGCUGGAAGGCCUUUCUACUCACAGAAAGCUUCGCUGUUUUCGGACGGCAGAAAUCCACUAUACAAGUAA